This is a messenger RNA of Brassica napus (rape), 345 nucleotides long. RefSeq lists its product as uncharacterized. The transcript is spliced from 3 exons. The coding region runs from base 1 to 345 and encodes 114 amino acids. The record is from RefSeq and is a predicted model, not a curated record. Gene Ontology annotation, molecular function: zinc ion binding. NCBI's taxonomy places the organism in Eukaryota, Viridiplantae, Streptophyta, Magnoliopsida, Brassicales, Brassicaceae.
AUGAGUAAUGAAUCUGGAAAUUCGAGUGGAGUCUCUAGCGCUCGAGCAAGAGGUCGCGUUGUUGGUGUGCCGAAGAGAUGCUGGUGUGGAGAAUUAGUUAUCCCCUUGAUGUCGAAGUCAACCGCAAAUCCUAACAGGAGAUACUUUCGGUGUGCUUUUGCGGUGGAGAAAAAGCUGAGUAAUGAUAAUCCCGCUUACAAAUGGGUUGAUGAGGCAUUGUUGGAUGAGGUUGAAGCAUUGUCAUUUAGGAUAGGGAGACUUGAACAAACAUUUCUUUCUGAGCAUGUGGAAGAAGAGAGGAAGAAAUUUGAAGUGUUUGAAUUGAAACCUGUUUUCAGAGCAUAG